AUGUCAGUAGAACCCACAUGUACAACACAUGACGAUUUCAAAAAGGAAGCAGCCGCGAUGAGAGAGUGGUUCACCAAUGAAAUGAAACUCGAAUGGACUCCCAUAGCAUACAACAACCCAGACGUCAAAUUAUAUGAACUCCCAAUGAGAGGGUAUAGUCACAGAACAAGAUGCAGAGUCCACUGCAACUCAACUUACGAACAGAUGCUCAAAUUCAAUAUGGACACGACUUUGGAAGAACUCAAAAAGUACGACAAGUCGAUGCUCAAUUACGAGAUCUUCGACAAAGUUGAUGACACAUCUAUUAUCAUUACUCACACCGCAUUUUCCGUCACUUGGCCAGUCACUGCCCGUCAGUUUGUCUCCCUUCAUGACAAUUAUGACGUCGACAAUGGACACGUCUUCAUUCAGACUUCCAUCAAAAACGACAAGGUCAAGUCAAACCCAAAGUAUGUGACUGCCUUCAAAAAGUCUGGUCUCUUUAUUGAGAAAGACAAAGAAGAUGACAAGAAGUGUUACAUUGAGAGAAUCAUUGAGAUGGAUCCACGAGGAAGUAUCCCAACUUUCAUUACUUCUUCUUACAAAACAAAUGACGCUGAAAGACUUCUUGAGAUGCGAGCGUACGUCGAUCAAAAGGUCAAAAAGGGUGAGUUAUAA
This is a messenger RNA of Entamoeba invadens IP1, 657 nucleotides long. RefSeq lists its product as hypothetical. Gene Ontology annotation, molecular function: lipid binding. Bases 1 to 657 code for a protein of 218 amino acids. The record is from RefSeq and is a predicted model, not a curated record. The transcript has a single exon. NCBI's taxonomy places the organism in Eukaryota, Evosea, Mastigamoebida, Endamoebidae.